Messenger RNA from Dacryopinax primogenitus, 2914 nucleotides. RefSeq lists its product as uncharacterized. Bases 1 to 2541 code for a protein of 846 amino acids. Gene Ontology annotation, molecular function: RNA binding. Lineage: Eukaryota; Fungi; Basidiomycota; Dacrymycetes; Dacrymycetales; Dacrymycetaceae. The transcript is spliced from 2 exons. The record is from RefSeq and is a predicted model, not a curated record.
AUGGACAAAUCUCAACCAGAUUACUUUGACUCCCAUCCUCUUCUUCAACAACCCAUCCUAUACAUUGCAGGCCUCCCUCCAAACUACGCAGAAGCAGAGAUCGCUCCCAUAUUCGAGUUCUGUAUCCCCUACAAACCCAGGCUAGCAAAGGACGGAUCGGGAACAGGCGCGCAUAUAUCUACCUGCAUACAUCUCACUUUCUCAUCUCUCACAGGUGUAAUCGAGUUCAAGACGCUAUUAACAGCAGAGAAGGCACUUGUCACGCUCUCCGCACGUCCACUUCCCUCCCUCCCACCACAAUCAGUCAUCGUCCUAUCUCCAUUUCCACCCAACGCUUUCCCAUCACCCAACGCACUUCCCACUCCGACGGCCGUAGCACGUUUAGUCAAGCACCUCCCGCCCGACUUGGGCGACGCAGACCUGUUCGAGCUCUUCCGUCCUUUCGGCCCUCUGGUCUCCGUCCGACGGCACACGGCCUUCGGACGGGACACGGGCCUUGUCGAAUUUUGGAGCGAGGAGCAUGCCCAGCGUGCCGAGCAGGCAGUGCACUGUGCAGACGUGGGCGGCUAUACUGUCGCUGUUCAGCCGUACAAUCCUCGUCGCGCGGCUGGAUCAGGCAGACCAGACGUCAACGCGCCCCCGUUCGUACCGCGCAGUGUGAGUGGUCCUAUGGGUGUGCCUAUGGGUGGGUUUCCACCAGCACCCAGCAUGGGAAGCCUACCCUCCCUUUCCAGUGGGCCACAGACACCCACAAGCCCGUACAGCUCGGCGCUGUACACCUCCCCCCGCGCCCCGCUGGGAUCGUUCGACCCUCAGUCGCCUGUCGGGGUCCAGUCACAGGUGUUCGUCCAUGGCCCUGGUCAGCAGAUCCAGCUUGCUCCUCUCUCUGGACCUGGCAGCACAAGCUCGAGCGGCCUCAUCGAUCCCUGCAACCUCUUUAUCAAGAACUUGGACUUUGACGUGGACAGCCAUAUGCUUUUUGAGGCAUUCAAACAGUUUGGAAGAAUAGUCAGCGCUCGCGUGAUGCGCAAUGACCAAGGUACCUCCAAAGGCUUCGGCUUUGUGUCGUUCCAAACGCCCGAUGAAGCAUCCACAGCCCUCCAAAUCAUGGACGGCAGCAUGCUGAACAACAAGCAAAUUGUGGUACGCCUACAUGAGCCGAAGGCACUGCGUCAGGAAAAGCUACGGGAGCGGUUCUCGGGGAAGCGGGGUGCACGUGCGAGCGGAGGAGCAAGUCCGGUGCACUCGGAUGGCACCGGAGGAGAGGAGGGCAUCCAAGCCGAGGCACCGGCCCCAAGGCCGAGGCGAGGCAGUGGGAGCUAUUUCGCUGCUGCCCUUCAAGGCAAUAUUGUUCUUCACCAGGACGAGCUGUCCUCACUCUCCCCUGUGGUGCGCAGGGAAGUCUUGCAUGGCGAACUCUCACGCAGGCUCAAGGAACUCGACAAUCCCGUUCCAGACGAAGAAGCGCCGAGCGUCAUCGAGGCACUCAUUGGUAUGCCGCUGGACGUGAUCGUUGAAGGGCUGCGGUCGAAGGAGGGUCUCGAGGCACUCACUGCGCGUGUUCGGGGCGAGGCUGCUCAAGCGGCACAGGCAGAGGAAGAAUAUCUAGAGGAAGGUAUGACCCCGCAUGCACCGUCGCACGGGAUCGAGCGGGAGAGAGCACCUUCCCAUCUCGAGCUUCCAGAGCAGAUGCUGCCGCAGCGCCCAGGCCCUUCACCGACGCAGGGUGUUCCUCUUGGCUUGUCCGCUUCUGCGCCGGAGCACCCAUCAUCUCCAGUCUCUCUCCCUGCACAAGCGACGACCAAGCCACUCACACCUGCGCCGCAAGGGGGCUCGAGCGCCGGCCAAACACCUACGACUGAGCGCGAGAAACUCCAUUUCAAAGUUACCGAGCUGGGCAGUGUGCCCGAGGCAGAAGUGGACGAGGUGGUCGACCUGCUUAUGACACUUACUAAGAAGGAGCGCGCGCUGUGCGCGUUCAACACAGAGUACCUCCGGGGUAAGGUCAGUGGGGCUAGGGAGGUGGUGCUCGCUGCGAAUGGGGAGGAGACGGACUCCCUUGCCGAUGCUGGUCCUGUCGCUGCCACUCCACCUGAGGAGGGAAACGGUAAGGCCUUACCUACCACACCCCAGCCGGUGGUCGCACCGACUCCUACCAGGCCGAUCGUCUCCUCACUUACGCCUUCUCCCGCUGCACAACCCUCAUACACGCUCGAAACGCUCGCCGCGCUUCCAGCAGCGGAGAUAAUGCGCGUCAUCCGCACACCCAAUAGCUCUGGCCUUCCUCUGCCCAAGGUAGAUGCGGACGUGAUCCGCAGUACUGAUAGCUGGAUGGACUCGCUGGAGGGAAAGGCCGACUGGGACCGCAAGCAGAAGCUGGGGGAGAAACUUCAUAAGCUCCUCAAGGGCUUCGGGAUGCGUAGCGCGGCCAAGAUCGCAAUCGCCUUGAUGGACCAGGAAGACCUCAGAAGUCUGGCACAUCUUGUCAACGAGUACCCUAUGGUUCUUCGGGAGAAGGCCCAAAAAGUGCCCGUCAAAUGAACGAUAACGCUCGAUAACACUCACGACUUGCAACUUAUUCUCCUCUAACGACAUUUCUCUGAUUUCACUUUUGCUCAAAUGUUCCUCCCUCCGAUUUGACCGGUCGGGAUAAUGCCCCCUGUUCACACACUGUGAAUGCUCUUCUCGUUUCCAAUCUCACGAACACCACCGUCCAGCAUGCUCGCGGCACGCUCGCGACCGGCAUAUCCUCUUGUCUUCCUCUAAUGACUUCACUCUUCACCGAUUCUGUCUGACAUACGUAAAUGGUCUCAAAAUCUCGCCGCAGUCCCUGACAAAUCCAUCGCAUUCCCCUUUCCACGUACUACCCCCCUCCCCCUCUUUCCCUUCUUCCCGCCGCAAUCCAAAGCUUAAA